Messenger RNA from Acanthoscelides obtectus, 1021 nucleotides. NCBI's taxonomy places the organism in Eukaryota, Metazoa, Arthropoda, Insecta, Coleoptera, Chrysomelidae. The record is from the annotation of a GenBank genome assembly.
UUUUCUCUAACUAUAACCCCGCCUAUGGAAAUUUCGAUUCAACUCUCAGUCGGCGUGGCAUCGAUACGUUUUAAGUCUUCCCUUUUCCCUACUUACAGUUCUAAUUUUCUAAUAUCUCUAAGUUUAAUUUUAACGCUUCUUCUUAUCGAUUUUAAAUAUCCCGUGUUGUAGUUCUACUUGUUAUACAUUUUUUUUUAAAAUGGACGAUACUUUUGUCCGCGAACUAGAGAUAGACCACGUGGACAAAACCACAACUCUUCGUUUUCGUCAAAAACUAGAAGGAGACGUGAAUUGUGUGGUUUGGGAUGGAGCUAUAGUUUUAGCGAAAUAUUUGGAAAGGCAAUGUCUGAAAAACUCCGGCUUUCUGGAAAAUCGCAGUGUCAUUGAACUCGGCUCCGGCGUCGGAUGUGUCGGGAUCGUAGCGGCAUGUUUAGGGGCGAAUGUACUUCUAACAGAUCUACCUCAAGCUUUACCUCUGCUGAGACAGAACGUCGAAGAAAAUAAAUCGAAACUAAAAGGCUGCGUAGAAAUUGAAGCACUCGACUGGGGUUCGCCGUGCAAGAUAAAUUGUACGCCAGAUGUCAUUUUAUUGGCCGAAUGCAUAUACUACAAAGAGGUGGUAGGCUCUUUAGUAUCAACGCUACGUCAACUGGCUACAGAAAAGACAAACAUAAUAUUAUGUCAAGAAUUGAGAGAUAGCCAAAAGCAAAGGGAAUGUUGGAAGGAGUUUUUGGAAAAUGUGAAAGAAUCUUUUGAAGUGAGCUUCAUUCCUCAGACAGAACAAUCCCUAGUGUACUCUAGUCCCGAAAUACUAAUUUUAAGGCUGACAAAAAAGUAGGCUAAUUUUUAUAUUGAAACACUGUGCCAGUGAUAAUUUUCGCAGCAUUUUCUGAACCAGUGAUCUUUCAAAGUCUGUCUUGUAAUCAUACAUACACUCUAUACCGAUUUUGUAAUCAUAUAAACUUUGUUGUUGUAAUAGGGUCACUGAAACACAAAUUAAGUACAAAUACAUUUAUUAACG